AUGGAGGUCGCGACGGCCACGGAGGCGUCGGCGCCGGCGGCGAGCGGCGGCGCGGCGCGGCAGACCCACCCGUUCCCGUGGCUAGACGCUGCCAUCUCGGAGCCCUACUACUUCCUGCACCUCCUCGCUUUCUUCUCUUACUUCGCGACCCGCAGCGCGGCGCUCUCCGCCGACGACGGAGGGGAGCUCCACGACCGCCUCCUCCGUCGGGAGAUCCAGGCAGUGCUCGUGUUCCUCGUGCUCUUCGUAGUGAAGAUUGUGAAAGAGGAAACCUGGGAAACAUUCAUUGCUGACUCAUUGCUUUAUGCAAAGGGUUUAUUGCUGGCAGUUACUUUGGUUAUUGAUUAUUGGCUGGCCUUUGCCUACUUUCUGGGAUUUCUUGUUAUAUAUGCUGUAGCUCAACAGCCACCUUAUGACAGCCUAGGCCAUUCAAAUCACUUGACCCCAUUGCAACUUGAAAGUCUGCUAACUGAAGAGCCAACAUCACGAUUUUGGCUGGUAGAAUUCCGAACUUCAUUUUCAUCAAAAUGUAUACAAGCAAGCAGCGUUCUGCCUGAACUUUCUAUUAUGUACUCCAACAAGAACAUCUCUUUUGGAAUAAUUGACCUUGGGCAUUUCCCAAAUGCUGCAGCAAAAUUUGGGAUAUCCAUGUGGGAUCAUCUUCCCACUUACAUAUUGUUUGACAAGGUGACUGAAGUUUCUCGGUUUCCAGAAAUCACAAGUGAAUCAAAAGUAUUUGUGCCAAAAGUUACUAAGGGCACGGUGGGGCCUGCGUCGGGUGCAGUGGGGGCGCGUGGUGGGGCAUGCAGUGUCACGGUGCAGCGUUCGGCGUGCAUGGAGGAGGAAGAAGGACCAAAGCAGGCGGAAGAAGAAACAUGA
This is a messenger RNA of Miscanthus lutarioriparius, 879 nucleotides long. The record is from the annotation of a GenBank genome assembly. Lineage: Eukaryota; Viridiplantae; Streptophyta; Magnoliopsida; Poales; Poaceae.